GGUAGUUGGAGCAUUCUUUGGCACUGCCCUUAUUUGGGAUUGGGAUGUAGACUGAUCUUCUCCAAUCCUCUGGCCACUGCUGAAUUUUCCAAACUUGCUGGCAUAUUGAGUGUAGCACCUUAACAGCAUCAUCUUUUAAAAUUUUAAAUAGUUCAGCUCGAAUAUCAUCACUUCCACUGGCCUUGUUAUUAGCAGUGCUUUCUAAGGCCCAUUUGACUUCACUCUCCAAGAUGUCUGGCUCAAGGUCAGCAACCACACUACCUGGGGCAAGAAUGCAUUGGAAAAGUCAAAAUCUUGGAAGCUCUAAAUCAGGGGUCAGAAAACUUUUUCAGCAGGGGGCCGGUCCACUGUCCCUCAGACCUUGUGGGGGGCCGAACUAUAUUUUGAAAAAAAUAUAUGAACGAAUUCCUAUGUCCCACAAAUAACCCAGAGAUGUAUUUUAAAUAAAGGGACACAUUCUACUCAUGUAAAACCAUGCUGAUUCCCAGACCGUCUGUGGGCCAGAUUUAGAAGGCGAUUGGGCCACAUCUGGCUCCCGGGCCUUAGUUUGGUGACCCCUGCUCUAAAUGGCACCAGGUGAAAUCCACAUGGGUGACAUAAUAAGGCCUUAAUCAGUAUUGCCACAUAAUGUUUGGCUUUCAGCUGGAAAAGAGGUGGAGUGCAGAUCUUAGAUAUGCAAAACAAAAUGCUGAGCAGAUGAGCAGUAUUUGAGUGUUGCUCCAUCAAUUCUUGCUCUCCCUUUCUUCCUUCUGAGUCAGGAUCAACAUGGCUCUGUGGACAUUAGUCCUCCUUGACCCAAUCUCAGUUUUCUUGCUGCUUGCACUGAUUUCCCUAACAACAUUCUGGUUUCUGAACAGCAGCCAUGGGAAAUCACCGCUGCCCCUUCCUCCAGGUCCUCGUCCACUCCCAGUCAUUGGCAAUUUGCAUUUGAUAGAUAUCAGAAGACAAGAUUUAUCAUAUAUGAAGCUUUCAGAAAAAUAUGGUCCCGUCUUCACGGUCCAUUUAGGUUUCCAUAAGUUUUUGGUGCUGACUGGCUACGAGGCCGUGAAAGAGGCGCUUACGAGCAAAGGCAAUGAAUUCAUAAACAGGAUUCAACUCCCAGUAUUCCAGCAGAUGCAGAAUGGACAUGGUAUAAUUUUCGCUGAUGGGGAACUUUGGAAAGCCACUCGUCAAUUCACCUUGUCGAGCUUGCGGGAUCUCGGGAUGGGCAAAAAACGGAUAGAAGGAAAGAUUCAAGAAGAGCUGCAAUUCCUGAUUGAGCUGAUCAAGUCUUUUAAAGGUGAACCCUUUCCUCUAAAGACAUUAACUUUAGCUCCAACAAACGUCACCUAUGGCAUAGUGUUUGGAGACAGGUUUGACUAUGCCAAUGAGACUUUUCUCACUCUGAUGAAACAUAUUGAUGAAGUGGUGGUCCUCCUGGGAGAACCACAGCUGCAGGUAUAUAAUGUCUACCCAUUCCUUGGAUUCCUUUUAAAACCCCACAAGGUGAUCUUGGACACAAUUGAAAAGACCAAGGUCAUUCUGAGGGAAUACCUUGCAGCAGGCAAGCAGAGUAUCAACGAGAACCUCUUACAAAACUACUACGACUAUAUGCUAACCAAGCAACAGUCAGAGGAAAGGAGCAAAGACAGGAACUUGUUCGAUGACGACAACAUUGUGGCAGCAGUCUAUGACCUGGUCCUUGCUGGGACAGAGACCACAGGCACCACACUGCAGUGGGCCAUCCUGCUGAUGAUGAAAUACCCUGAUAUUCAACGGCAGGCACGAGAGGAAAUCGAAAGGGUCAUUGGGCUGGAACGUCUUCCCACCUCUGAAGACAGGAAGCAGAUGCCCUUCAACAACGCCAUAGUCCACGAGGUGCAGAGGUUUGCCAGUAUCCUGCCGCAGUUCCCGCGCUGCACUGCUGUGGACACUUGCUUCCGCGGCUACUUCAUUCCCAAGGGCACACCCGUGAUCCCCUCUCUCACCUCCGUGUUGUAUGACAAGACCCAGUGGGAAACUCCCACCCAGUUUAACCCCAACCACUUUCUGGAUGCCGAGGGGAACUUUGUGAAGAAGGACGCCUUCCUCCCCUUCACUAUAGGCCGUAGGAAUUGUCCUGGAGAAAGCCUGGCCAAGAUGGAGAUCUUCUUGUUCUUUGUUGGGUUGCUCCAAAGGUUUACGUUUUGUCCUCCCCCUGGAAAGACCAUUUCAGAUUUGGACCUCACCCCCGCAGUUACCUUCACACUGAGGCCCCAAGCUUACUCUACCUGUGCUGUGCACUAAAAGGAGAACAGCUUGUCCCAGUGGUAGUGUCUUUUGCCUCAUUUGCCCAGGUGAAUGUUCUCUCUCUCUCUCUCUCUCUCUCUCUCUCUCUCUCUCUCUCUCUCUCUCUCUCUCUCUCUCUCUCUCUCUCUCUCUCUCUCGUGUGUGUGUGUGUGUGUGUGUACCAUGUAAUGAGACAGACAGGUGUGAGCUUGCUCCCAAGUUUACAGCACAUGCUUGGAAUUAAAUUCUGUACUUUCUAUCCAAGAGUGUUCUGAUUAUGCUUUUUCCUCACAGCUGCAUGGAACAUAACACAUAUCAGGCCUAUGAGUAUGUAAAUAAAACAUUCUAAACUUGUUUUUUUAACAAAAUAUUUAUUGAAAGUUCAAAAAGUACAUAAUUAUAUGUGCACUAAAUGUGCUGAGAUGUAAAUAAAAGAGAGAAAAAGAAAAAGAGAAACAGAACCCGUGUAGAAGGGGAAAUGAAGGGGGGAGGGGGAACCCAAAACUGUGUACUUUAUAAGGUUGUUAAUGUACUUUACCAGAUCUUAACCUAUUGGUUAAGUGGUACCUCAGGUUACAGACUCCGCUAACCCAGAAAUAGUACCUCGGGUUAAGAACUUUGCUUCAGGAUGAGAACAGAAAUUGCACAGCAGCAGCAGGAGGCCCCAUUAGGUAAAGUGGUACCUCAGGUUAAGAACGGUUUCAGGUUAAAAACGGACCUCCGGAACGAAUUAAGUUCUUAACCCGAGGUACCACUGUAUUUGUAAGAAUGAAUUCUAAAUAUCAUUGAAUUUCUCCAUGGCAAGUCUGCAUUUACCUUGUUUUAAGUACGCUUCGGUUUGAGUACUUUCAGUAAGUACUCCGCGGACCUGUUUGGAAUGGAUUAAUCCACUUUCCAUUACUUUCAAUGGGAAAGUUCGCUUCAAGUUAACAUUACUUUCAAUGGGAAAGUUUGCUUCAGGUUAAGUACGGACUUCCAGAACCAAUUACACUCAUACUUCGGGUUAAGUACGCUUCAGGUUGAGUACUCUGCAGACCCGUCUGGAACGGAUCAAUCCACUUUCCAUUACUUUCAAUGGGAAAGUUCGCUUCAGGUUAAGUACGCUUCAGGUUAAGUACAGACUUCUGGAACCAAUUGUGUACAUAAACCGAGGUACCACUGUAUAUGCAAGUUGUUCAUAUAUUGAGAGUUUGUAUAAAUCUUCAAUCCAAUUGUAGAAGGGAGCUGCAUUUUCAUUUUUCCAAUUCAUCAGGAUCAGUCUUUUUGUUGCGGUAAGGGCACGGAGAGUCCACUCAUAUUGCCCUUUUGUAAGGUUCCAUGUGCUGGGUAUAUACAGUGGUACCUCUACUUACGAAUAACUCGACUUACGAAUGUUUCUACUUGCGAAUGGAGGUCCAUCCGCCAUCUUGGAUGUGGUUUAGAUAGGAUUUUUUCUACUUACGAAUUUUUAGAUAGGGUUGAUUCUACUUACGAAUUUUUUCUCCCAAUGCAUUUCUAUGGGAUUCGACUUACAAUUUUUUUCGACUUACAAAUGUGCGUUCGGAAUGCAUUAAAUUCGUAAGUAGAGGUACCGCUGUAAUUCAAGAGGAUAUUUUGCUCUGUAAAUGUAAGGUUGUUCCAUACAGUUCUGUUGAUAGUUUCAGUUACCUUCUGCUUGGAAUUAGAUUCUGUACUUUAUAUCCAAGAGUGUUCUGCUUGUGCUUUUUCUUUGCAGCUUCAUGGAACAACGCAUGUAUCAGGCAUAUGAAUAUGUAAGUAAAGCAUUCUAAACUUGCUUAGCAGUGUGUGGUUUGUUCCUUGAAAAAGCGAUAGAAAGAAGAGAGCAUUGUAAAUGGGAUAAGAAGGGUCAAACAAACUAUAUUCCUAAUGCUUCACAGUGCUGCUUAACUUUUGAGAGUUUAAUAUUCUUCCUACUGGGGGCUCUCUUGUGUGCAGGCCCCUCGUUUUGAAUCUAGGCACAUAGCUGAUUCUUUAGUUGUUCACCCACACAGUGGGUCCACAGGGAUUACUAAAUUUCCUUCCCCACGCAGAAGUCAUUAUCCUGAGACAAUAACCCCUGUCUGUACAGAGAGGGGAUUCUUAGAAUUGGUGCUUCAGAAACAUACCAGCUCUUUUGGGUUAUCUACAGGUCACAGCUCCCCCCCCCCUUUAUGGAGUGAUGAACUCCAACCAGCAGAGGGGACAUCCAUUCUUUGUUCCUCAUGCCCAGAGCCCUCCUGCCCACCUCCUGUUCCCCUCAUACUCCUGCUCUAAGCCUCCUUUUCUGCCUAACCUCCGAGGGUUAUUUCCCGUUGAUGCUAAAUCUGCACUUGUACUCCACCACUUCAGGCUGCUACACCACUCUUUGUAACUGGUGAUCCUCAGGGCUAGACCUGAGACCUUCAUGCCAAGGACCUUCCGCCUUGCCUGGGGAAACUGAGAAAAGGGCUGCGUGUGCACACUAUGCAUGGAAACCACAUUCCUGGCACAUUCUUCCCCUCAAAGAAUCCUGGGCCCUGUAGUUUACCAUGCUCAGAGUUACGAUUCCCAGCAAUCCUCAAUGAACUGCAGUUCCCAGAAUCCUUUUGAGAGGGGAAAAUGCUGAAUGUACUUUAAAUAUAUAGUGUGUGCACAGCCUUAAGGGUCCACAGAUACAGUGGUGCCUCGCAAGACGAAUUUAAUUCAUCCCGCAAAUUGCUUCGUAUAGCGAAAGAUUCGUUUUGCAAAGCGGCUCCCAUAGGAACGCACUGAAGUGCGGUUUCCCAUAGGGUGCCUCGCAAGGCGGGGGGAUUUCAUCUUGCGAGGCACCCUAUGGGACGAAAAAAAAUCGUCUUGCGAAGCACGCCAUAGGAAACUUCGUCUUGCGAGUCUCCAUUGAAAUCGCAAAACGCUUUCGUUUUGUGAGUUUUUCAUCUUGUGAGGCAUUCGUCUAGCGAGGUACCACUGUACCAGUUUGGAUUAGGAGUGGGGCCUCGUCAGAAAAUCUAAAGCAGGGGUGGCCAACUCCCAAGAGACUGUGAUCUACUCACAGUUAAAAACUGGCAGUGAUCUACCCCCUUUUUGGAGGUUCAGGUCAAAAUUCUUGGGCUUUUUUUAGGAAGGAGAAAGGCCCAUUUUUUAGGGGUUCAGGUCAAAGUUGUAGGGCUUUUUUUAGGGAGAAGGAAAGCCCCGUUUCUUUGGGGUGCAGGGCAAAAAAUUUGAGCUUAUUUUUAGGGGAGUCAAAGUUGUUGAGCUUCUUUAGGGGGAGCCAGUGGCCUACCAGUGAUCAACCACAGACGUCCAGUGAUCUACCAGUAGAUCUCGAUCUACCUGUUGGACGUGCCUGAUCUAAAGCAUCCACACUGGCUGCGCACCAGCUGUUGAACCAGAUUCAAAGUCCUUGCAUUAAUUUACAAGGCUCUGUACAGCUUAAGUCUAGGCUACCUCAGUGAUCACUUGAACCCUUACAUCCCAGCUCGAUCACUGAGGUCAUCGGCAGAAGCAUCUCUUUUCCUUCCCCAAGUUGGUGAGGCUCAAUUGACCACAAAGAGAAACUGAGCCUUUUGUGUCAUUGGUCCAGUCCGGUGGAACUCCUUGCCAAUAGAGAUUCAGCAGGCACCUUCUGUGCCAACUUUUAAUACAUCUUUCCAUAACAGUUAGCUGAUUUGUAAAUGUAUCUUUUCAUCCGGUUUUUAUUGUAUGUUUUCGUGUAUAAUUGUUGUACACUGCUCCAUAUUUUCUUAAAUGAGUAGUGGAAUACAAAUAUUUUCAUAACUAAAUAAGAUCCGAAGUUUCCAAGAGGAGAUUAUAGACAUACUUACACAUCUGCAGGAGGCUUUUAUAAUAUUGUUUUAUGCAAUGGUUUUAAUAAUUCAACACACACAAGGAUAUUAAGUGGAGCAACAGCUGAAUUUUAAGUACACAUUUAAAUUUUUCUGUGCAAAGCACCGUAUACCCUUUAUGUAUGUGCAUGCACAGUGGUGAUUGUAUGUCAUUUAUUGCAUGACCAUAAUCUGUAACAUUGGGGGUGGGGGUGGGGAAAGAACCCUUGCUGGUCCUUUCCAACCCUACAACUCUCUGAUUAUAAAUGUUCCUGCCACACUCUUCUUUGUUUAGCUGGUCCUUCCCUGCUUGUUUCACUCUGCUGCCACCUAGUGCCCACCUUAGGCUACAGCCAUCCAGUUCCCUGUCUACUCUCUGCUUCCACCUAUUGACUUGCUCAUGCAACAGAAGCUCAUUUCUCCCAAACGGUUUGCGGUAAAAAAAGGGGAGAAGAUCAUGGAUAGAAGCAAGCAAGCAAGCAGGAACAUACCUCUGCAAAAUGCAAGUCAUUGUGCAUGAGUGUGUCACCAGAUCAGAGGCUUCCUUCCUGCAGAAAGGUUCAAUCCCCAUAUGGAAGAGCUGCAUAUUCCUGCAUUGCAGGGGGUUGGACUAGAUCAGGCAUCCCCAAACUGCGGCCCUCCAGAUGUUUUGGCCUACAACUCCCAUGAUCCCUAGCUAACAGGACCAGUGGUCGGGGAAGAUGGGAAUUGUAGUCCAAAACAUCUGGAGGGCUGAAGUUUGGGGAUGCCUGGUUUACUGGGAGGAAAGGGGUGUCCAUGUUUUAUAUAUAUAUAUAUAUAUAUAUUAAAAAUACACUUUAUUAAUGAUUAUUUAAGGGAAAGGGGUGUCCAUGUAAAUGCCUGCCUACAACAGGCCCUGCAAGUCACGCACGUCUCAGCCUGAGGAUUACUUGGAAGCCCUGCCAUUGCAAUAGACCAGGCAUCCACAAAGGGCGGCCCUCCAGAUGUUUAGGCCUACAACUCCCAUGAUCCCUAGCUAACGGGAGCAGUGGUCGGGGAAGAUGGGAAUUGUAGUCCAAAACAUCUGGAGGGCCGAAGUUUGGGGAUGCCUGCACUAGACCUUAGACCUGAGGAGGCAGGAACCUUGGAUGAGACUGAGUAGGGGGCCAUCUCUGACUUCAAGUGUGGGCCAAGUGGACAUGCUUUGGAUAAAACAGCCUCACAGUCCUAAUGAGGACCCUUGUUGUUUAGUCGUUUAGUCGUGUCCGACUCUUCGUGACCCCAUGGACCAUAGCAUGCCAGGCACUCCUGUCUUCCACUGCCAGACUUAAUUAGGUCCACAGGUGGGAGAAGCUUCCCACCACUGACCUACUGCAAGCCACUGAGACAUCUCCCAGUAUAUCCCAGUCUACCUUCUGUUUGGUCCUGCUUCAUGAGUCUCAAAGACCAGCAUUGAACUCAGGCUCUCAGGCUUGAGUCCCCAGUCUCUCCUCUCGUUAGCCCAAAUGGAGGAGGCGUCUUUUGUCACAAAGGUGCAAGACUUGCUGGAACCUCACAUGCAAAUAAAUGCCCGACUCGGCAAGAUGCAGAACUGGCUGGUCCUGCUGUUCUCCGCUGCGAUUUUGUUCCCUUCUCUCAGGUUGCUAUAAGGCACCUGCAAUGUGUCCUUUCGCCAUCGGCCAUUGUGCACAGAAGGGUGUGUUUAAAUACGGCUGGCGGUGGCAGCAGCCCUAUAGCAAAAGUCUGGCUGCAGAGGCCAAGUCUUAGCUCAGCAGCUUUUAGCAUCGCUCAGGCAUGUGAUGCUUAAAUGGGAAUGAUUCAUGGGCCGGCGAGUUCAUUGGGAGUAGCUUUUGUGCCCUAGGGUGGCUCCGCCACCUUUCCCCCAGUGCUCAAGUGGUUACAAAGCACCAUUCACCUGAGGGAUGUAGCUGUUUUGCAUUUUCUUUAAUUGCAAGUGCUUAUUCUGCAGCCUUCAAAUGCUCUCUCCUCCAUGAAGAACACCCCCCCCCCGGUUGUGUGUGUGUGUGUGUGUGUGUGUGUGUAUUGGAGACAGUCUCUGAAGACCUUUCCAUGCCUGUUCUUACAUUUUCUCAAAACAUACUUUACCUGUUCUAGCUUCAGGUUGCUCCCAAUAUUAUCCACCUUAGGUGCUAACUCCCUGGGGACCUGGGUGCUUGAGCACACACAAAAUUCCCCAUGAAGGGGCCAGGCACUCACAAAUUUUGGUGCCAGGGGCAGGCCAUGCACGCUGCAUGGCACUCACGGCCCUGGGCACCCACGGUUGCUGGGUCAAGCUGGCACUCCUGUAAUCCUGUAAUAAGUGUUGGUGCUGACCUUUAAAGCCCUAAACGGCCUCGGUCCUGUAUACCUGAAGGAGCAUCUCCACCCCCAUCGUUCUACCCGGACACUGAGGUCCAGUGCUGAGGGCCUUCUGGCGGUUCCCUCACUGCGAAGCUACAGGGAACCAGGCAGAGGGCCUUCUCGGUAGUGGCGCCCGCCCUGUGGAAUGCCCUCCCACCAGAGGUCAAAGAGAACAAUAAUUAGAAUCAUAGAAUCGUAGAGUUGGAAGAGACCACAAGGGCCAUCCAGUCCAACCCCCUGCCAAGCAGGAAACACCAUCAAAGCAUUCUUGACAUAUGGCUGUCAAGCCUCUGCUUAAAGACCUCCAAAGAAGGAGACUCCACCACGCUCCUUGGUAGCAAAUUCCACUGCCGAACAGCUCUUACUGUCAGGAAGUUCUUCCUAAUGUUUAGGUGGAAUCUUCUUUCUUGAAGUUUGAAUCCAUUGCUCCGUGUCCGCUUCUCUGGAGCAGCAGAAAACAAUAUUUCUCCCUCCUCCAUAUGACAUCCUUUCAUAUAUUUGAACAUGGCUAUCAUAUCACCCCUUAACCUUCUCUUCUCCAGGCUAAACAUACCCAGCUCCCUAAGCCGUUCCUCAUAAGGCAAUUAUUAGAAGGCAUCUUAAGGCAGCCCUGUUUAGGAAAGUUUUUAAUCUGUGAUAUUUUAAUGUAUUUUGGUAUUUGUUAGAAGCCACCCAGAGUGGUGGGGGAAACCCAGCCAUAUGGGCGGGGUAAUAAUAAUAAUAAUAAUAAUAAUAAUAAUAAUAAUAAUAAUAAUAAUAAUCCACUAGGGCAAAAGAGUGUUGUGCAGUUUUUUUAAUGCCAUUAGACACCUGGAACUGCAUUGGCUGAAUUAUAUCCCUGCCAGCAAGCAUCUGCUAAUAAGGAUUUUGCAUGAAGAUAAGCUGCAACAUCUGUGUUGGUUUAGGGGGGGCCUUCAGAACAAAUGCGCCUUCCUCUGGACCCUGUGCAUUAAUGCACCUGGUUUUUGUUCUUUUGAAAAGGUAGUCAGAAAGCUCACCUGAAAUGUAGGGGUAAGAAGACGCAACACUGAUAAUAACUGACCUGGGAUUUGAUAUGAUGGGCGGUGUGUCUGUUGUGUAAACUGCAAAGCUGGGACAAAGUAGGGCCACUGGAGGAGGAACAGGGUUGCGGGGGGAGCACACCGCCCCCGGCGGCACGAUCCUGGUAGGUGCCAUCGCAGCUGGGUGUCAUGCUCCUGCAGGCGGUGCACCACGCUCCCUGGGACGUGCGCCAGCCACGCCCCUGCCUGCUCUCUGCCUCCCCACCUCGGGAGCUUGAAGUUCCGCCACUGAGUAGGGCUCCUGUUUUAGGGAAAAACCUCAGGUUUGGGGGUGAAAUGUGGCCCUCCAGACAUCUCUCUGGCCCUCAGGACUGCCCCCUGGGCUCAGCGCCUACUCAGCCACAUAGUCUCUUCUCAACCAUGCUCCGCACCCACCCUGAUUUCCUCUCUCCUGGAGUGCUUUUGCCUGGAAUUGGUCCUUAAACUCUAAUCGUGCCUCUUGUUUGGAAGACUGAGAAGGGUAUCUGUGGAAAACAGCAUAAUACAGUGGUACCUCGAGUUACAAACGCUUCAGGUUACAAACUCCGCUAACCUGGAAGAGUUACCUUGAGUUGAGAACUUUGCCCCAGGAUGAGAACGGAAAUCGUGUGCCGGUGGCGCAACGGCAGCAAGAGGCCCCAUUAGCAAAAGCACGCUUCUAGUUAAGAACUGUUUCAGGUUAAGAACGGACCUCCGGAACGAAUUAAAGUUCGCUCGCUUUUGCCUGUGGCCCCUGGAAGGUGGCACAGAAGGGAAGGUGGCCCUCAAGCUGAGAAAUGUCCCACACCCCUGCCGUAGGUGGGAAAAACUCCUGUUGAUUUCUCUUUGCAUAUGCCAGUCUUCCACUUGUAACAGAAUCCAAUUACUUGAUAGUUUGUUUGCUUAUUGCAUGUACAUUCCAUCUUUUCCUCCAAGGACCUCAAGGUGGCGUACAUGAUUCUCCCCUUCCUCAUUUAAUCUCCACAACAGCCCUGUGAGGUAGGUUAGGCUGAGAGGCAGUGGCUGGCCUAUGUUCACACAGAAAGCUUUACAACUGGGUGGGGAUUUGAAUUCUGGUCUCUCCCAGGUCCCAGUCCGAUGCUCUAAUCCAGUGUUUCUCAAACUUAUGUCUCCAGUUGUUGUUGGACUACAACUCCCAUAAUCCCUGACCACUGAUCCUGCUAGCUAAGAGUGAUGGGAUUUGUAGUCCAACAACAGUCAGAGACCCGAGUUUGAGAAACACUGCUCUAACCACUGCACCACAUUGGCUUUCAUAUUGUUCAUGACCACCUGGCUGGGCGACCAGAGGUUUCCGGAGCAGGAAAAUGUCAUGAAGGCCUCUCCCUUUCUUGCUUUUCCUAUGGAUCUUUGCAACCCCUCCUGCUUCUUGUGACACACAACAGCAAGUGGAGGUAGAUAACCUUUCCCACCCUGUGUUUGACGUACGUUAGACGCGAGCUGCAAAUUCAGCGAUAAUAUGAUUUCUCGAGAAACUGCCGCCCGUGGCUACUGGCAUCAGAGAUGCACUAUUUCCAAACAACUGUGGGUUAAUGAUAAUCAAAUACAGUCAAAGUCCAUUUCCUGCCUGUAAAACAAUUAGUCUGAGCUUUGAAUGAGUGCAUUCCGGCCUCCCAGAGCUCCUUGGAGGAAUGGUGGGAUAUGCAUGCGAAGAAUAACUUGUUUGUAUAUCACUGUCAUGUCAGGGAUUCUUUAGCAGCGAUGUCUGCAUUUGCAGGGGUGGGGGUGGACUAGAAGACCCUUAAGGGUCCCUUCCAAUUCUACAGUUCUAUGGGUGGCAUUUAUUUUGCUGGCAAAGAAGGGCAGAGGUGUUUGUAUGUGUACAUUCUCAAGCAGGCACUGCUUUAAAGACGCAGACGUUUAGACAGUGGAAGAGAACUAUCGUCUUGUUUCGUUAUUGCUUUUAUUAUGUACUUUGUAUUUUUAUGCGGCGAACAGCCCUGAGAUCUUUGGAUGAAGGGCAGUGUACAAAUUUAGUAAACAAACAAAGAAGACAAAACUGAACCUAUUCGGAUGUAUGUAUGUUUGUUUAUACAUUUUAUAUACAACACUCCCUGCAAAACAGCUCAGGCUCUCCUUCUCUUCUGUUUGAUCCUCACAACAACUCCUCACCCACAAUAAUACAACCACCAAACUUAACCUGGACACUGGUACCAGAGCCUGCAAUAAACCCAGAUGCCAACUUUGCUGCCACAUACACUCGGACAACACCAUUACUGGCCCCAACAACAUCAAACAUACCAUCUCAGGACUAUUUAAUUGCUCAUCUUCUAACAUUGUGUAUGCCAUCAAAUGCCAACAGUGCCCUUCAGCUCUCUAUAUUGGACAAACAGCCCGAACCCUACGCCAAAGGAUAAAUGGAUAUAAAUCUGACAUCAGGAAUCACAAGAGAGAGAAACCAGUAGGAGAACACUUCAAUCUCCCAGGACAUUCUAUACAAGAUCUCAAAGCAGCAGUCUUAUUACAAAAGAAUUUCAGAAAUAGACAGGAAAGAGAAAUUGCUGAACUGCAACUCAUUACCAAACGUGGAACCAUGGAGAGACCUGGCCUGAACAAAGACAUUGGAUUCUUAUCUCAUUAUACAUGAAAAAGCUAUCUUUAGCCAUCUCACCCCUUGCUUUUUCCUGUAAGACAAAUUGCAGUCGUUAACAGUCAUACAAUGAGUUUCCACACCUAUCAGUCAAUCACCCAGUCCCACCACCCUUCUGAUAAUACCCCUCCCCACCCUCUCACUAUAUAUAAGGGUCUGUAGACUUCUGUUUCAGUGUAUCUGAAGAAGUGUGCAUGCACACGAAAGCUCAUACCAAUGACAAACUUAGUUGGUCUCUAAGGUGCUACUGGAAGGAAUUUUUUUAUUCUGUGAGGUAGGUUACCCUAAGAAGUAGUGACUGGUCCCCAAAGUCACCCUUUGAUAUUCAUGGCUGAGGGGGAGGUGUUCGAACCCUGGUCUCAAAGAUCCCAGUCCGACAACACUCUAACCACAACAUCACACACUGGUUGGACUCAAACUCUCAUCCUCCCUGAUCAAGAAUCAGGCUGGCUGAAGCUUAUGGGAGUUGGGAUCACCUAGCGACACCGGGGCUACCUAAGGAGAGUUUUGAAAGAGCUUAUAACCCAAUUCCAUGCUUCCCCUUUGAGGGCACAGUUGGACCAGCUGACAGCCCACCCGAUCCAUGCUUGCAAAUGCACUUAGAAUCAUAGAAUCAUAGAGUUGGAAGAGACCACAAGGGCCAUCCAGUCCAACCCCCUGCCAAGCAGGAAACACCAUCAAAGCAUUCUUGACAUAUGCCUGUCAAGCCUCUGCUUAAAGACCUCCAAAGAAGGAGACUCCACCACACUUCUUGGCAGCAAAUUCCACUGCCGAACAGCUCUUACUGUCAGGAAGUUCUUCCUAAUGUUUAGGUGGAAUCUUCUUUCUUGUAGUUUGAAUCCAUUGCUCCGUGUCCGUGUAAGUCUUGCAGCCAAAGCAAUGCACACCAGGUGCUUAGAACACACAGAGAUGCUCUCCCAGUGCUCGAUCUCGUGGUUAAUAGUAUCGGUCAGGCACAGAAACAAAGGAGGGGUGGGCGGGUUUGAGGAGUUGCAAAACGAUCUUUCAGCGGAGCCCAGUUUGGCUCCUGGCUCUAAAAAAAAAUGCAUCUUUAAUUCAUUUCCUGGACGCAAGUGGCUAUGGUGACUCACCCGCUUGGUGCCGGCCUGUGUGGUAGGUCUGACUCAGCUGAAGUGGACCAGAACAGGGGCGGGCAGAAGAUCAUACUAGCUAAAUCAGCCAUUGCCAACCUCAUGGUCGCCAGAUCUUUUGGAUCACAAAUCCCAUCAGCUUUAGGCAACAUGGCCAUGCUGGCUUGGGCCCCUGGUUGCAGACCGAAACAUCUGGAAGGUACCUGGUUGGAGUAGAUCAUUGUUCUUCAGACUUGGGUCCCCAGAUGUAGGUGGACUACAAUGCCUAUCAUCCACAGCCAGCUUAGGCCAGUGUCAAGGAUGAUGGGAGUUGUAGUCCACCCACAUCUGGGGCCCCAAGGUUGAAGAACAUGGGAGUAGAUUGUGUGCGCGCAUGCACAGACCGCAUUAGAGCAUGCGAUGUUCGUGUGCCUGCAUGUGCCACUGUAGCACAUGCUGAAGAUUUCCAAAUAUUGUGCUCUUCAGAGGAGUGGGGAGAGAGUGGUCAAGGGAGAUGCACACUCACCGAACCAGAGGGCACCAUGAGGGUCAUCUAGUCCAACCCUCUGCAAUGCAGGAAUCUUCUGCCCAACGCAAGGCUCAAACCUGCAACCCUGAGAUUAAGAGCCUCAUGCUCUACCAAUGGAGCUAUCCCCUCCUCCGCCUCUCUGCCCUGAUGGGGCCGAGGGACAGGGAGGAAAGCUAUGAACACAACUCCCAGUCAUGUGCCCAUCAGAAAAUAAAUGGUUAACCCAUCAAAUCAAUACACUGGGAAAUGUUCACAACAGGAACAGCAGGAGGUGGUGAACUAUUUGGUAAAUUGUACAAAUUUCACCCUGGAGCAAUAGUAUCCUGCAGUUGCAAAUACCUAACCAGGCAGAGGGCCUUCUCGGCAGUGGCACCCGUCUGUGGAAUGUCCUAUCAGAUGUUAAGGAAAUAAACAACUAUCUGACUUUUAGAAGACAUCUGAAGGCAGAAGGGAAGUUUUUAAUGUCCGAUGUUUUACUGCAUUUUUAAUAUUUUGUUGGAAGCCACCCAGAGUGGCUGGGGAAACCUAGCCAAAUGGGCGGGGUAUAAAUAAUAAAUUACUACUACUACUACAACUACUGCUAAAGGCUUCUAGAUUGGAACAAAUAAGGAAAAUCUUUUGAUUUAGAAUUGAUGUACAGUGUACUGUAAUGAAUUUUAGCUUGUCUAUCUUGUCCCUGUGACUCUUUCCAUAGGAUGGCAUAAAAAUGCAUCUGGAACACAGAACACUCAUAAUUCUGACCCCAAACCCUUCAGUACAAGGUAACACUCAACAAUAUGUUGAGUUUGGUGUGUUAAAAGUGUGCAUUUUGCUAUAUAAGGGUUUAGCCCAGGCACCCCCAAACUGCGGCCCUCCAGAUGUUUUGGCCUACAACUCCCAUGAUCCCUAGCUAACAGGACCAGUUGUUGGGGAAGAUGGGAAUUGUAGUCCAAAACAUCUGGACGGCCGAAGUUUGGGGGUGCCUGGUUUAGCCGUUGCCUGUGGUAUUCAUCGUGUUAAAUUGUUAAUUUAUUAAUUGAAUAUGUAUCUAGCUCUUCAUCCCAAAGGAUCCCACGUCAGCAAAAACCAGCCCAAUUAAAAAUAAAAUUAAAAACAAAAACAAAUUUAAAGCAUUUACAAACAGUAUUAAAAAGUUCAAAUGGUGAUUAAUCACGUAUAAGAAUGAAAGCUGAAGCUGGCUGCUUUUCUGGGCUGGCCUUUGAUUUUUUAUUUUGGCCAAAAAUAAAUAUUUUUUUUUUAAAAAAUGGCCCAGGAACUGGAGGCAGGAGGGAUCUUCUUGCCUCUUCCCGGGUUUAUUUGCCUUUCAGUGCAGGAGAAUAAACUUCCGCCUCCCUGCCAGGCGCUGGUGGUUAAGACAGUGUGGAGGUGAUCAAAGCCACCUUUGAUGCAACAGAGCUCCCUCCCAGCUGCAAACAAACCACAAUUCUAUUCAUAUUUAUUUACCAACGUUAUGACAAUAUGGAGGCAGGCUGGCUGGCUGGCUGGCUGGGGCAGGUCUCUGGGCCCUGAAUCAAACAAGGCAGGCAGCAUUGCUUUAGCAAGAUGUGUCGGCGAGAUACAGGACUGCAUCUUCUGCCAGGAUCCGCAGCAAGGAAAUAUAGCCUAGACCCUGGAGACUGGGAUGUUGACCCUGCCCAAGUCUCCUUCCAGAGGAGGAUGUAGUAGUCCUCAUCUUUUGGUGGAGUGGCGUAGGGUCCAUUCUGUUAUAUCAUAAAACUUGCAUACUGCUUGAUUGUAAGGAAAAACAGAGCAGUUUAGAAACAAAAAGAAGGAAUUAUGAAUAAAAACAGAAACAGCUGCUUAAAACACUCUAAUUAAUA
Molecule: messenger RNA, 15394 nt
Organism: Zootoca vivipara (common lizard)
Lineage: Eukaryota; Metazoa; Chordata; Lepidosauria; Squamata; Lacertidae
Product: cytochrome P450 2W1
Biological process (GO): xenobiotic metabolic process
Cellular component (GO): cytoplasm; intracellular membrane-bounded organelle
Molecular function (GO): oxidoreductase activity, acting on paired donors, with incorporation or reduction of molecular oxygen, reduced flavin or flavoprotein as one donor, and incorporation of one atom of oxygen; iron ion binding; heme binding
Source: RefSeq, a predicted model, not a curated record